UUUCCCUCGCGAUAAUGUUGUUGUUAUAAUUAAAAAUAAAUUUCAUUUUAAUAGUAAUUUCAGUAGUUGAUAGGCUACGAAUAAUAUAUCCGAGGUGAUGUAUCUGCAGAAAAAGAACCUCUCGGUAACUGCAUGGUCGUCAUCAUCACUGGGUUGAUCGAAUGUUGUGAUCGUUUGGGGUUGGUUAGCAUUUGCAAGUGUUCCGCAGACUAAUAAAACCAGUUAGCUCGAAGAACCAUCCACUAUUGUGGGAAAAAGCUAUUGAAACGAGUGCUAACAACUAGAAAUAACAAGUAAACUAGCAAUAAUGAGAAUCAGCUAGAGAUGACAAGCAAGUAUUUGCUUUGUUACGACUACGUAUCACGAGUACAGCUCGAUGAUGAGUGACAUUCAAGAACGCUGUUUAUGAACAUGCUCUUGCACAUUUAAGUAAACUUUUAUGACUGCUACUCGCGAACACUGGUAAUUAAAAUUUCCGAACCCCAAUCAACAUCGUAAUAGUGUCCGGAAAGUCCUGAGAGCUGUUCGCGAACUGGAAACGAACAGAGGAUUUCCACUGGAGAAUUUGUACGGGAACAGUUCACAAGCUCCAGUGUUCGACCAGUGGGAACCGACCUCAAAGAUGACAACUAGCAACUACCAACGAUGACGAUUAACGUAAAGACGCUUCGCUGUAUUCUAAAGUUACCGCAUUGCAUUUCCAUAAUAAAUAAAACAAAAGAAAGUUUGAGUUUUGAGUAAAAAAUCUCAGCUUGUUGCAGAUCUUUACAUGUUGCCGAAUGUUUCGACUCUCAGUCCCUCCAUCUCUUUCAUUCUUGUUUAAAAAGAGAGAUUUUCGUUUCUUGUUUAAAAAGAUUAUAAUAAACAAUUUCUCUUUCUCAAGCAUUCCUUAAUUAUCGCGUGAUUUUCUUAUUCUCAUACCUAUCUAUCUUGGAUAGAAAAGUAUGAACAGUUCCGUAGAACCGUACAACGAAAUAGGCUCUUGUAGCGUGGAGCCACACAGCUAGUAUACCUCGUUUAUGGUGGAAUUGAAUAGGUUCUUGUAUGUGCUAGCGCAGAACACAUUGAACACUUGGCUGCGUGGUAAUGGCAGCACCUAUACCGUGGAACUACUAGAACAAUAAGCGUGAGCAUUCUAAUUUUCUCUCGGUUGUUAUCAUUGUUUAUUUCGAACAGAGAGUACCAAAGUACAACCAGCUAGUUACUUUCUUCGUCGUACCCUCUAGCGGGAAAUUGGCAACGCUUUCAAACAGGAACAAUGGAAAUCUGUAUCGAUUCUAUAGAAUCGGCGAAAAACGCGAUCAGAGGUGGUGCAACGAGACUCGAAGUUUGCUCUGCCCUUUCCGAGGGUGGUUUAACACCCACUCCUGGCUUUAUUCGAUUACUCAAAACCAUUUCACCGUUACCACUCUACGCUAUGCUUCGAACACGUUCUGGAAACUUUAUAUACACGAAGGAAGAAAUGGAUGUUAUGCUACUGGAUUUAGAACUAUUGAAAGAACACGGUGCUAGUGGAUUCGUUUUUGGUGCAUUGACACCAGACAACGAAAUUGAUGUAAAAUCUUGUCAGGACAUUCUUUCUGCUGCUCGACCAUUACCAGUAACCUUUCAUCGAGCCUUCGACGAAGUCAACGACCCCUUAAAAUCCUUGCAAAUUUUAAUAAACCUCGGUUUUAAAAGGGUUCUGACUUCUGGCCAGAAGGAUACUGCCGAGGAGGGGUUAGAAUUGAUACAGAAGCUCGUUCAAGAGGCUCAAAAUAAAAUUAUUGUGAUGCCAGGUUCUGGUAUUACUAAAAAUAAUAUCUUAAAAAUAAAAGUGGCAUCUGGAGCGGAAGAGUUUCAUGCAUCUGCUAGGAAGAUGAUAACUUCGCAUGGUACAAAUAGAGUUAAAAUUGGCGCUAAUAAAGAAACUUGUAUCAUGGUGACUGACAAGGAAAUGGUAGAAGAAAUGGUUCGAACUAUUUCAGUUGUUUUUUGAAUAUGAUUUUGAUGAUUUCCAUGAUUUUAUCAACACUUUCAACAAUUCUACUUGUCAAAAACACUAAUAAAUAAUAGUUCAUAAUAAACGAAUAUUUAUCAAAAAAUUUUUACAACUUUAUAUUAGACAAAAAGAUGUUUCAAAUUGUCUGAAUUUCAAUCUCAAUAAAAAUUGAUAAAAUGUUGAAUCAUUUUUGAACGUAAAUUGCAAUAUCUAUUGUUCCGUAAAGUACGAAACCGAGAAAAAAUACGACGAUAUGAGUUACGCAGAUACACUAACUUUAAAGCGGCAUAAAAGGCACGAAAAAGUGCGCGCAAUAGCAAAAUUAAAUUAAUAAUGUAAGUUAUAUAAAUAAAUACUUGUAUGAAAAAAUGAUUG
This is a messenger RNA of Bombus impatiens (common eastern bumble bee), 2356 nucleotides long. RefSeq names its product copper homeostasis protein cutC homolog. Gene Ontology annotation, molecular function: copper ion binding. NCBI's taxonomy places the organism in Eukaryota, Metazoa, Arthropoda, Insecta, Hymenoptera, Apidae. The coding region runs from base 1259 to 1978 and encodes 239 amino acids. The transcript has 3 exons. The record is from RefSeq and is a predicted model, not a curated record.